This is a messenger RNA of Zerene cesonia (dogface butterfly), 2610 nucleotides long. RefSeq names its product spectrin beta chain, non-erythrocytic 1-like. Lineage: Eukaryota; Metazoa; Arthropoda; Insecta; Lepidoptera; Pieridae. The annotation marks the transcript as partial. The record is from RefSeq and is a predicted model, not a curated record. Gene Ontology annotation, cellular component: cell junction; plasma membrane; cell projection. The transcript is spliced from 20 exons. Gene Ontology annotation, molecular function: actin filament binding. Gene Ontology annotation, biological process: actin cytoskeleton organization.
AGUCUGCCGCCGACACUCGGAGCGUGUGCGUCGCGUAACGCAACAUAACAUAACAUAGGCUAACGGUGUGUGCCGUGUGGAUAGGUCUGUGAUCUGUGUCUGUGUUGUGAUUGCAGUGAGAAAAAUCGAAUCACCCGUUUACAUGAAUAGAAAAUAGUUUUACAUAAUCCACAAGUCAAAUAAGUGCAAGUGAAAUUGCAAUUACAAGUGAAUUGCAAGUGAAGUGCAAUUGCAAGUGAAGUGCAAGUGCAAUUGCAAGUGUGAGUGUGCAAGUGCAAGUGAAUUGGGGCAAAUGACGUGACAAUGCAGAGGCAGCUAAGCAACGUCAGCAUACACUCCUACCAGGAUUACCAACCCUCGAGGAGAUACGAUGAUAUAAAUGAAGUGGAUGAGGAAGAAGGGUCCCAAUAUGAGCCCGGCGGGUACGCGACCGCGGUGCAACAACGAUCGAACAUGACGCAGCGGGAGGACGUGCUGAAGUUCGAGCAGGGCCGCAUCAGGGCGCUGCAGGAGGAGCGGCUGCACAUACAGAAGAAGACCUUCACGAAAUGGAUCAACUCGUUCCUGCAGAAGGCGCGCAUGGAGGUGGAGGACCUGUUCGUCGAUCUGGCGGACGGGCGGCGGCUGCUCAAGCUGCUCGAGAUCAUCAGCGGCGAGCGGCUGCCGAGGCCGAACUCCGGCAGGAUGCGCGUGCACAAGAUUGAGAAUGUCAACAAGUCGCUGAGCUUCCUGCACACUAAGGUCCGCCUGGAGUCCAUAGGCGCCGAGGAUAUAGUGGACGGCAACCCUCGCCUCAUCCUCGGUCUGAUCUGGACGAUCAUCCUGCGAUUCCAGAUCCAGGAAAUCGAAAUUGACGUGGACGAAGAAAACGAAUCGUCCGAGAAGAAAUCGGCCAAGGACGCUCUGCUGCUGUGGUGCCAGCGCAAGACGAGCGGCUACCAUGGCGUCCACAUACACAACUUCACCGACUCGUGGCGCUCCGGUCUCGGGUUCAACGCGCUCAUACACGCGCACAGACCGGACCUAUUCCGCUGGACGGAGGUACCAACCAGCGACCACGUGGAGACGCUCAACCACGCCUUCGAUGUCGCCCACAAGCACUUGGGCAUACCCAAGCUGCUUGAUGCUGAAGAUGUGGACACCACGCGACCGGACGAGAAGUCGGUGAUGACGUACGUCGCUAUGUUCCAGAUCAUCGGCCAACUGAUGGACUGCGACGCUCGCAAGGCCGAGUACAGCCGGCUCGUGUGCGCGCUGCUCGAGUGGAUACGCCAGAAGAUAACCGAGCUGAACUGCCGCGAGUUCCCCAACUCGCUGGACGGCAUCCAGCGGCUGCUGCUGGCCUUCAAGCAGUACCGGACCGUGGAGAAGCCGCCCAAAUACAAAGAGCGCUCCGAGAUAGAAGCGCUAUACUUCGACAUAAACACCAUGCUGAAGAGUUUAGUCGGCGAAGCUUGGGCGCCGCUGGAUGGACAAUUACCGCAAGAUCUGGAGAGGGCCUGGCAGCAAUUGGAACAGGCGGAGCAUGCGCGCGAACUUGCUCUUAGGACAGAGCUGCUUCGUCAACAGAGAUUGGAACAGCUCAACUACAAAUUCAAUACAAAGUCCGUACUCCGCAAGGGCUACCUCAAGGAGAUGAUCCAAGUGCUAUCGGACCCGCGGUACGGUUCGAACCUGUCGCAAGUGGACGCCACUGUCAAGAAACAUGAGGCCAUCUCCGCUGAUAUAUUGGCCAGAACGGAACGUUUCGAGGACCUCUCGGCGAUGGCGGCAGAGCUGGUGAAGGAGAAGUACCACGGCGCGGAGGCCGUGUCGCGCACGGAGCAGGCCGUGCUCGCGCGCUGGCGGGAGCUGCUCGAGCUGCUGGAGCGCCACCGCGGCUCGCUCGCCAAGCUGGCGCACCUCAUGGCGCUGCUGCGCGAGGCUGACGCCGUCGGACACACGCUGGCCGAGAUGAAGGCCCAAUUCGAGUCGGAGGAGGUCGGGCGGCACCUGGUGGACGUGGAGCGGCUGCUGCAGGCGCACGCGCUGCAGGAGCUGCAGCUGGGCGCGCUGGACGAGAGCAUCCAGCGGCUCGUGCGCCACGGCGCCGCGCUCGAGGGCCUGCCGCACUCGGCGCAGCUGCGUCACCAGCUGGACACGCUCACCGCGCACUAUCAGAGUUUGGUCGCGGCGGCGAAGGACCGCAAGGCGAGAUUGGAAGACGCAAGGAACCUCUACCAGUUCCUUGAAGACCAUGAAGAAGAGGAAGGUUGGGUCACCGAAAAACAGCGCAUCUGUCGCGCCGAGGUGGCGGCGAAGGACGUGCGCGGCGUGCUCGCCCUGCGCCAGAAGCACACCGCUCUGCUGCACGAACUGCGCGCCAGGGACUCCGUCGCUCAGCGCCACAGGGCCAAAGGGCAGAGUCUGAUCGACGCAAAACACCCGAAGAGCGCGGAAAUCGAGCGCCGCCUGACCGCGCUGAGCGAGCAGUGGGAGAUUCUACGGCAGCUCGCCAACGACCGGGAUAAGAAGUUGGCGGACGCGGCAGAAGCGCAUCAGUUCUACGGCGACGCGAACGAAGCGGAGUCGUUCAUGAAGGAGAAGCGCGCGCUGGUCGCGAGCGAGGAC